ACUUGUUAUCUAACCAUCUGGCAGCCUGGUCGUUUGUUUUUGUUUUUAUUCUGAAUUGAUAUUGUUUUUGUCAUUUCGUUUUUUUUAUGUGGAACAUUUGUAGAACUUAAGUGGGAAGUCAAGGAAACGGAAGCACGAUGAAUGUCCUUAGGAGCUUGGAUCGUCUAAUCGCACCAACUGCCCUACGCAGCGUCGCCAUCUCCAAGGGCUUGUGGUCUCACAGAAACCAAAGCACAACAAGCUCCUCUGGAAGUCCCACCGUAAAUGCUGCCGAGGUGCGUGGGGUAGCCCAAAUUCUGCGCGAGCAAAAGGGUAACCUAGGGCAGCCCACUAGCGUCUCGCAUCCGCAUCUAAUCCAGCCGGAUGAGCUGGUUCCAGGCGUAGAGAUGUCCGAGAUCAAGGAGCGGCGUGUGCAACUGAUGCAGAAUAUCCGCGCCUAUGCACGCAGCUUUGGCGGCGAGUUUAACGGUCAUUCGAGCCCCAGUCACAUGCUUGUUCUGGGUGCCGCCUCCAAAAAAUACAUGAGUGGGAAGAUUCCCUAUGUGUUUCGACAGAACUCGGACUUCUACUACCUCACUGGUUGCUUGGAGCCAGACGCCGUGCUUCUGUUGACCAUCGACGAAUCCGAGAACGUGCAUUCUGACCUAUUUAUGCGUCCCAAGGAUCCGCAUGCCGAACUGUGGGAUGGUCCGCGCACUGGUCCUGAGCUGGCCGUACCGUUAUUUGGCGUCACAGAGGCCCAUCCGCUGGGUCAAUUGGAGGCGGUGCUGGCUAGGAGGGCUGGCGCCCUAAAGCCACACAUCUGGUACGACCAGAAGAACUCGGAUAUGCCUUCUUUAACGGAAAACAUGCUACGGCUAAGCGGUAAGGAGCAGCGACCGCUAAUUCCCUCCUACACUUUCAUCGAGACAAUGCGUUUGCUUAAGUCACGCGCUGAAAUGCAACUGAUGCGUCGUACGUGCGAUAUAGCCUCACGUUCGUUCAACGAGGUGAUGGCCGAAUCGCGGCCAGGGCAAUCCGAACAUGAUCUUUUUGCUGCCAUAGACUACAAGUGCCGUAUGCGCAGUGCCAGCUACUUAGCAUAUCCACCCGUGGUAGCUGCUGGGCAGAACGCCACGGUGAUUCACUACGUGAACAACAACCAGCUGUUGCGUCCGCAUGAUUUGGUUCUGAUGGAUGCCGGCUGCGAAUACGGCGGCUAUACCAGCGACAUUACGCGCACCUGGCCGGCUAGCGGGCAAUUCACGGACCCGCAGCGCACACUGUACGACAUGCUGCAUCAGUUGCAGGGAGAGAUCAUUGACACUGUGAUGAAGCCGGGUGGCGAGACACUCGACCAGCUGUUCGAGACUACCUGCUAUAAGCUGGGCAAAUACCUGCAAGAGAUCGGUCUGGUGUCGAAGUCGGUGAGUGACUACAAAGAACUGGCCGGCCAGGGAUACCGCUUCUGUCCACAUCACGUUUCCCACUAUCUUGGCAUGGACGUGCAUGACACGCCGCACGUGCCGCGCAACACGCGCAUUGUGCCCGGCAUGGUUUUUACCGUGGAGCCGGGCAUCUAUAUUGGCCAAGACUGUGGCGAUGUGCCACCCGAGUUUCGUGGUAUUGGGAUUCGCAUAGAGGACGAUCUGCUUAUUAACGAACACGGUCAAGUGGAGGUUCUCACAGACGCCUGCAUCAAAGAUCCUCGCGCCCUGCAAGAGUUGUGCCAUAAACAACAUAGGGAUCCCGGCGCCACCGCAGAAGCUUUAUAAAAUCUUCAAGCGGGGGCGGAUCACAAAAUUCCUAGUCAUAAGUCAGAUUGUUUACACAACAGUCAUUCUCCCGAUAAUUUUACCAUUCAGUCUGAAUCCUAAAGUAAAAGCAGCUGGUGUAUUUUUGAAUGCAUACAUGGCAAAUACAUUUUAAAUUCAGUC
This is a messenger RNA of Drosophila eugracilis, 1916 nucleotides long. RefSeq names its product xaa-Pro aminopeptidase 3. The record is from RefSeq and is a predicted model, not a curated record. Lineage: Eukaryota; Metazoa; Arthropoda; Insecta; Diptera; Drosophilidae. Gene Ontology annotation, cellular component: mitochondrion. The coding region runs from base 138 to 1754 and encodes 538 amino acids. Gene Ontology annotation, molecular function: metalloaminopeptidase activity; manganese ion binding. The transcript is spliced from 2 exons.